Messenger RNA from Monomorium pharaonis (pharaoh ant), 1544 nucleotides. Its product is annotated as vacuolar protein sorting-associated protein 26C. The coding region runs from base 599 to 1498 and encodes 299 amino acids. NCBI's taxonomy places the organism in Eukaryota, Metazoa, Arthropoda, Insecta, Hymenoptera, Formicidae. The record is from RefSeq and is a predicted model, not a curated record. Gene Ontology annotation, biological process: intracellular protein transport. The transcript has 7 exons. Gene Ontology annotation, cellular component: endosome.
UACGCCAAGAUGCUCCAACUGCUUUUGCUGCAGCAUUAAGCGCGCGAAAAAAUAGAAGAAAAAAAAUUGGAUUGUAUCGUAAUUGUAAUCCUACACAUUACAUAUAAAAAAGAAGUUUAAUCGAUAUUUUGUAAUGUGUAUUUUAUAAAAUCACUUUUAUUCCUGCCUCUCCACAGAUUCUCGCGUUUAUGUACCUUCAGUUUAUAUCCAUGCAGAUAUUUCCUGUUUUCGAACCAAUUCGACGGAAUAAUUUACGAUUACGAGUAUAUAUGUAUAUCUCGGACCUCGAGAGUAGAAAGGAAAAAAAAAAGAAUUGAUAUUCCCGUUCGAUGAACAGCUGAUCGUAAGUCACGACUCGCGUGACAGCUGUUCCCCUGAACUUUCGUGGUUUGUGUAUACACACGAGAUUUAGUAGUGAUUGUUCAUUGCCCUUUCUUGCCUAGUUCAAUACUUGGAAUAAAAUUCACGGAAUUAAUUGAAGAAUUUCGUGUUAGCAAAUUGCUUUCACUCGAUGGCGACGGUUGAUUUUUCUUGACAGAUGAACUGAUAUCUAUGGUAUUGUUUGACAAGUGUCGAAGAAGGAGACCGUUCGCACAAAAUGUCUAUCAAUAUAGACAUAAAAUUGAAGCGUGCGAGCAAGAUAUAUCAUGAAGGGGAGAUGGUUGCCGGUCUGAUACUGUUGAAGACUAAUUCGGAUGUGAAACACGAUGGCAUAUUUCUCACUAUGGAAGGCUCGGUGAAUUUGCAACUUAGCUCCAAGAAUGUCGGUAUUUUUGAAGCAUUUUAUAAUUCCGUUAAGCCAAUACAAUUAGUGCAAUAUACAUUGGAUGUUGCUCCAUCGGGAAAGAUUCCCAGCGGUAAGACGGAAAUACCAUUUGAAUUGCCAUUGAAGCCCAGGGGAAACAAAUCUCUUUACGAAACGUAUCAUGGUGUUUUUGUGAAUAUACAGUACCUGAUACGCUGUGACAUAAAGAGGAGUUUUCUCGCGAAAGAUGUGAACAAGUUGUUGGAAUUUAUAGUUGAGGAUAAGGCAAGCGCCAAAGUGGAGAAGGAUCACAGUAAAAUCGUGUUCUUCAAAAUAAUGCCAGAGUCCCUGCAAAACACUCGGGACAGAUCCAAUGUACCAAGAUUCUGCAUUUCAGGGAGAUUAGACUCCUUGUACUGCAAACUUUCUGAACCCCUAACAGGAGAAGUGGUGAUCGAACAAUGCGAGGCUGUUAUAAAGUCUAUAGAAUUACAGUUGGUGAGAGUAGAAACUUGCGGAUGUGCGGAGGGAUAUUCUAGGGACGCGACGGAGAUACAGAAUAUACAAAUCGGGGAGGGUAAUCCUUGCACGAAUCUCGCUAUUCCAAUCUACAUGAUAUUUCCAAGGUUAUUUACAUGUCCUACUUUGAGCACGAGCAACUUCAAAGUUGAAUUUGAGGUAAACCUUAUUGUUGUAUUUGAAGACGAUUACUUGGUCACCGAAAACUUUCCUAUUAUACUCUCGCGAUAUUAAAUAAAUAAAAACGUUUUGUAAAAUAAUAAUAUAUAUAAAUCUUUAU